Messenger RNA from Exophiala xenobiotica, 2192 nucleotides. RefSeq lists its product as uncharacterized. The coding region runs from base 726 to 2063 and encodes 445 amino acids. Gene Ontology annotation, biological process: siderophore biosynthetic process. NCBI's taxonomy places the organism in Eukaryota, Fungi, Ascomycota, Eurotiomycetes, Chaetothyriales, Herpotrichiellaceae. The record is from RefSeq and is a predicted model, not a curated record. The transcript has 2 exons.
UCUUGCCCUUUCGACGGGGCAACCCAGCAAGGCCUGGUGCAGCCAUGUCGUUGACCACCCCCGCCUUGUUCAUCUCGUUCCACUCUGUGCGUGCCGACGCAUGGUCAGUCCUCGUUCAAGGAAAGGCAUCGCUAGAGGUGAGCCUACCCUGCAAAUCGGCCCCAGUGCAAAACGCUCGACCGACGCCGGUGAUGAUGCCGACCCAUAGCCUUUCAUCUUGGUCGAAGAGGUCCCAGACACCCUGGAUUUCCCGGCUGGUGGCUUUGUCGAUACAAUUGAGCUUCUCCGGUCUGUCCAGCGUGACCUGAAGAAUUCGCUCUUGUGGGAACGAGACAUUGAAAUGUCGGAAGGGUCCAAGGUUCGACCUAAGAGACAUCGAGGGUAGAUCGUCGAUCGGUGACCGGCCAGCCACGAGACAGGUAGGUUGCAGGUAUGUUGACUAGUCCGGCCAGCUUCCUCGCAAGCGUCUUUAUACUUUUCCGAGUGAGUAUCAUUCUGACAAUUCACGUGCAUUGGCUUUUCCAGAGAAGUUCUGUUGCCGAGGAAUGCUUGGAUUUCUUUCUGAGCCUGUACCGAGAGCCCCGCUUAGUGAUUGUCCAAUCUUUCUGUUUGGCUUCAGAGACUCUUCUUGUCAGUCUAGAAGUCUGCUGCAACGCUCCUCAACAGCACUAUUCACACGUUCUGAUAUCGCUACAGUUCCAUAAUAACGACCAAGUCUCGUCAAAAUGGUGUCCGAUACUCAAACCCACCACAAAUAUCCGCCGGUAAAGCUACCGCACCCUUUUCUGACCACAUAUGGUGUACGCAACAUUGGGGAGACGAACCCAGCGAGGCUCGUCCUGACACUGGAUGGUCAUCCGCCAGCUGGAAGACAGCUGGCCCAACCACUACACCACGAUACGCUCUCAUGGCUGGAGCUGUCUUUCAAACCCAAGGACGAGUGUCCGCCUCUCUCGAAUAACAGUGCAUGGGCACGAGCGUGUCGAAGUCCACAGACCACGUUCGAAUGGUCCGGCAACAGCACACCUUCACUGGGCCAGAUCUGGAACGUGAUUCACGCCAUCUACCUCGCACAUCCAACGAACGAGUACUUCCGACUGACUCUGGUCGGCCUGGGGAAGGACAUUAUCCGGAACGAGUUGCUUGCUACCGGGUUGGCGAUUGAGCAUCCCAGGCCAUGGCGACCCGCAGACGAAUUGAAAUCGUACUCUGAUGAACUCCUGAUACUGCGAAGUUCAUUCUGGCAAGGCGCGGGCUCUCCAAUGGGCCCUCGUCCGAUUUGGGUGGUGGGAGACGGUACGGACGGUCCUCAACGGGAAUCACUGUCGCAGUACCCGCUCAUGCCCGAGAACCAUCAUUUCACAAUGAAGUUUCCCGACGAGGCCGUGUACACUCGUCAUCCUAUCCGACGGCCCAAGCCGCACCCGGGGUCGAUCGCGUACAGUCGCUACGUCCCGGAGCUGGACGAGCACUUCUCGCUCGAAGUUGUCGACUGGCAGAACCAAGAGCACCUGGCGCUGUUCAACAUGUGGCAGAACGACCCACGAGUUGCACAGGGCUGGAACGAGACUGGAACUCUGGACCAGCACCGCGAAUACCUGCGCAAAUUGUGGUUCGAUCCUCACGUGCUCUGCUUGUUUGGGCGCUUCAACGAAAGCCGCUUCGCCUAUUUUGAACUAUACUGGGCAAAGGAGGAUCACUACGGCGCCCACUACGACGCCGGAGACUACGAUCGGGGUCGCCAUUCUCUCGUCGGCGACGAAUCGUUCCGCGGCUCGCAUCGGGUCAACGCAUGGUACUCAAGCUGCAUCCACUAUUGCUUUCUGGACGAGCCGCGCACGGCCAAUGUCGUGGGCGAGCCCAAGGCCACGGGCGCGACAAUUCUGUCGUAUGAGCAGUCGCAAGGCCUGGUAAUCGGCAAGUAUGUCGACCUGGGCCACAAACGGUCGGUUCAUUCGAUUUGUAGCCGCGAGAAGUGGUUCCAGCUCUGUCCACUGUUCUGGGAUGGCCGGGAGAGACCGCUCGAGUCCUCUGACCGAGCCGCGUGGAAUGCGAAGCUCUAACUACAUAUGUUAGCCUUGAGUUUUUUUGGAAUUCGAAAAUAGUGCUAUCUACGUUAGGCAGUCUUCCAAUGUUAGUUGUGCAGCUCCAAAACAAUGUCACGCCGUGCUCCGUGCAAGAAGAUAUUUAGU